AGUAAUUCAUAUAAUUGUUGUAAUCUACGACUUCAGAUCAUGACAACACUAGCGGACCGAUAUCAUAUGACCAAAUUACUGGGUGAUGGAACUUUUGGUGAAGUUCUUCUCGCUAAAAAAAUCGAUACUGGUGAUAAAGUUGCUAUAAAAAGAAUGAAGAAAAAGUUCAAGACGUGGGAGGAAGCGACAGCCCUCCGAGAAGUGAAGGCGCUGAAGAAACUUCCUCAUCCGAAUAUCAUCAAGUUAAGAGAGGUAAUACGAGAAAACGACGUUCUUUAUUUCGUGUUCGAAUAUAUGCAAGAAAAUUUGUACGAGUUGAUGAAAGACAGGGACCGAUAUUUCCCAGAAAGUGUGAUACGCAAUAUUAUAUAUCAAAUAUUACAGGGACUCGCAUUUAUGCAUAGAAACGGGUAUUUUCAUAGAGACAUGAAACCAGAGAAUAUUAUGUGCAAUGGCACUGAACUGGUAAAAAUUGCCGAUUUUGGAUUGGCUAGAGAAGUUCGAUCGAAACCGCCCUACACGGACUACGUCUCUACGAGAUGGUACCGUGCUCCAGAAAUCCUUCUACGAUCCACUUCCUACAAUUCACCCAUAGACAUAUGGGCCCUUGGCUGUAUAAUGGCAGAACUGUACAUGCUUCGACCAUUAUUUCCCGGCACUAGUGAGCUCGAUCAACUAUUCAAAAUCGUCACCAUUAUGGGAACACCCAGUAAGGAGGACUGGCCUGAAGGAUAUCAACUGGCGACGGCUAUGAAUUUCCGCUUCCCUCAAGCUCCACCGACACCACUGGAGACGAUUAUAAACACAGCGGGGAAGGAUGGGAUGAAACUGAUGACGGAUAUGAUGAUGUGGAAUCCAGAGAAAAGGCCAAACGCUGCACAGUGCCUCAAAUACAAGUACUUCCAAGUGAAUGAGAAACUGGGAGCUCCUGUUAUGAGUCAGCCAGCGCCAGGAAGUGUUAGAAAGACGAGUGCCGGCAGCACCCAGAGCGACACCAAAGCUGUCAUUACCAAGCAGAAGGUUGUCGCUAAGGAAUAUCCAGGCUCCGAAAACGUUUCUCCACAAGGAAAACCCAUUGAGCGUCAUAUGAAUCGCAAUAUUCCACUCAAUAAAUCAAACUUGUUCGAUAAACUGGAUGAAAGCACAACAAAACUCGAAAAGGUGGAUGCAUCAAAGAACAAAUCAAGUGAGAAGAAGCCAGCUAGGGAGGUCUACUUGUCCAAAUCGAAAUUUAUCCCAGGUGAGAUCAUUUAA
Messenger RNA from Haemonchus placei, 1254 nucleotides. Lineage: Eukaryota; Metazoa; Nematoda; Chromadorea; Rhabditida; Trichostrongylidae. The record is from the annotation of a GenBank genome assembly.